Pelagomonas calceolata is the source of this 955-nucleotide messenger RNA. NCBI's taxonomy places the organism in Eukaryota, Pelagophyceae, Pelagomonadales, Pelagomonadaceae. The record is from the annotation of a GenBank genome assembly.
AAAACGCAAUUGCGCGACGUGUGACGCGCACAGCUCGCGAGGGUUCUUCUGUUACACGUGCCAACCCGCAGCCGCAGCGCUUGGGAGCGUCGCUGCUUAGCUGGAGUAGAGGCCACCCCCACAGCUGGGCAAGAUGGCAGCCGACGAGGCGGCCGCGGCCGCGACGACGGACCAGCCCUCCAUGACCAAGGACGAGGCGCCGGACUGGGUCCCGAACCGGGCCUUCCUCGACGCCUGCGCGAGCCUCGGCCUCGAGAAGCCGCCGUCGCUGCUCACGGACACGCCGGCCUACGAGCCGCCGAGGCCGCGCGAACCGGAGGAACCGGAGCCCGACCCGGAGCCGGUGCGCGCCUCGGACGCGUUCGGCGGCGUGCGCGCGAUGCUGGAGGCGACGGACCCCGUCGAGCGCGCCGUGACGGCCGCCAUGGCCGCGAAGCAGCGGGCCAACGCGGCCCUGAAGGAGGGCGACGCGGCCCUGGCGCGCAAGCGCUACCUCGCGGCGCUCUGCGCGCUCGACGAGGUCGCCGGCCGCGCGCGCCAGGUCCUCAUCGCGCGCAAAGUCUUGAGACGGGACGAAGACGACGUUCCGGAGACGCCGCUGCAGGCCGCGGCGCGCGAAUCUUUGCUGUUGGAGGCGGAGCUGCGCCUGAACCUCGCCCAGGCCUGCCUGACCUGCGGCGACGCCGCCGCGGCCCUCGGGGCCUGCGACGCGUACUUCGCCCUCAAGGACGCGCCCGAGUCAAACGCGCGCGACGCCAAGGCGCACUUCCGCGCCGCGCGCGCGCUCGAGGCGCUGGACCGCCUCCAGGAGGCCGAGGGCCACCUGCGCGACGCGGCGGCGGCGGCGCCCGACGACCGCGGCGUCGCGGCGGCGCUCCGGCGCGUCCGCGCGGCGCGCGCGGCGAAGCGGAAGCACGUGCCCAAGGCGUCGUUUCGGGGCGUGCUGCUGUCGUGA